AUGUCUUCAAAGCGCGAUUCCUCCGGUGCAAACUUCACACCCACAAUCCACAGCGACACCUAUCCCUUCAUUGACCCCACCCAGUUCAACCUCUCCAACACCGCAGUCUUCAUAACCGGCGCUUCCAAAGGCUGCGGACGUUCCACAGCUCUUAGCUAUGCUCGAGCAGGCUGCUCACACAUUGCCCUCGGAGCCCGUUCAUCCAUGAAAGAUCUCGAGCCAGAGCUUCUAGCCGCAGCCAAAGAAGCAGGCAAGGAGCCGCCUCACAUUUUGCUGCUCGAACUGGAUGUCACCUCCGAAAGCAAUGUCGCUGCAGCAGCGAAGGAAAUUUCUUCCGAAUUCGGCMGGUUGGACAUCCUUAUCAACAACGCUGGCUACGCCUCUCCAUUCGUCUCGGUCAUGGAGGAGAACGUGGAUAGUUGGUGGCGAACCUGGGAAGUCAACAUAAAAGGCCCCUUUCUCCUAACCCAAUCGUUCAUCCCUCUCCUUCUCUCCACCGCUUCCGGUCUCAAAACUAUAAUCAACGUCUCCUCCAUAGGCGCACAUUAUUCCGGCCCCGGGUCCGCAUACAAACUAUCGAAACUUGCACUCUUGAGAUUCGGAGAGAUGAUCGCGGCGGAACAUGAAAGGGAAGGUGUGGUGUGCUUUGGAAUUCAUCCUGGAGCUGUGCCUACUGAAUUGGCUUCCAAUCUGCCGGAAAACAUGCGGCAUAAGUUGCAGGAUUCGCCAGAAUUGACGGGGAAUAGUUUGGUGUGGUUGAGUAAGGAGAAGAGAGCGUGGUUGAAUGGGAGGUAUGUGAGUUGUACAUGGGAUAUGGAGGAGUUGGAGAAGAUGAGGGCAGAGAUUGAAGAUGGUAAUUUGUUGAAGGUGAGGAUGGAUGUUGAAUGA
Ramularia collo-cygni is the source of this 888-nucleotide messenger RNA. Its product is annotated as related to peroxisomal short-chain alcohol dehydrogenase. NCBI's taxonomy places the organism in Eukaryota, Fungi, Ascomycota, Dothideomycetes, Mycosphaerellales, Mycosphaerellaceae. Gene Ontology annotation, molecular function: oxidoreductase activity, acting on the CH-OH group of donors, NAD or NADP as acceptor. The transcript has a single exon. Bases 1 to 888 code for a protein of 295 amino acids. The record is from RefSeq and is a predicted model, not a curated record.